Messenger RNA from Seriola aureovittata, 1281 nucleotides. RefSeq lists its product as uncharacterized. The transcript is spliced from 9 exons. The record is from RefSeq and is a predicted model, not a curated record. Lineage: Eukaryota; Metazoa; Chordata; Actinopteri; Carangiformes; Carangidae. The coding region runs from base 127 to 837 and encodes 236 amino acids.
ACACAGGUGGAGGAAACAGUGUUGGUAUCUGCCACUCACCAGAACAGUUCCUCCUCCCCCCUCCGGCUGCCAAGUAGCUAUAAACCUCGAAGACGGAAAAAGUCUGUGGUUGAAGAAAAAAGCAAAAUGACUCAGGAUUUUGAAAGAAGGUGGACGAUAGCCCUGAACUCCAUCCUGGAGGAACUGAGAGAGAACGAAUACAACAAGUUGCUGUUCUCUUUGGACAAAAUACCCACGAGUGUGAAGUAUGCCAAGACCAGAGAAGAAAUGCCCCAGAUAAUCAUCCAGCACUAUGGAACAGAAAAAUCCAUCACUGUUAUAAAGAAAGAAAUGGAGCAGCUGCCUCGGAUGGACUGUAGAGUCCAGGGCCCACUGCGCCCCUUUGUGGACAAACUGAAGAAAAACAACCAGAAAAAGAACAAGAGUAAGACGACCGAACCUGCUGGAACUUCAGGGUUAGUCAAGAAAGGAACUGCAGCUGGUAAGACGACUAAACCUGCAGGAGCCUCAGGGUUAGUCAAGAAAGAAGGAACUGCAGCCAGUAAGACGACUAAACCUGCAGGAGCCUCAGGGUUAGUCAAGAAAGAAGGAACUGCAGCCAUUCCCCAGCAGUUCGGCCAACCUGACAAGAAACCCCCCCAGAGAGGCGGCAGCGACCUCGGUACAAACGCUGCAGCUGCGACAGCGGCGCUGAAUCCUGCUCAGCUCUUAACGAAGAGGAAGGUUGAUGCUGCCGGAGCAGUGAAGCCCAAACAGAUAAAGACAAAAGAACAAAGUUCAUCCCUGGAGCCAACUGGAUGCACCGAUGUUCCCAAGGCAGAAAGUGCUCUGUCGUGAAUGCGCUGAUCAAGAUCAUAACGAUCUUAAAAUCCAAUAAGACAAACAUUCACCUGGUGGCGGAGGUCAACCAGCAGACGAAGACCUUGUUUGUGACAUCUCGACUUCUGGCAGACGCAUUCGGCUUUAAAUUGGAGGAUGAUUUUAAAGAAAUGUUGCCGCUCCUUGCAGAAGUGAAAUUACAAGGAAAUAAAAUAAAAGAGAUUAAGAGGCUGUAAGAAUGACGUGAAUCUGUGGAACAGAAACCUCGUCAACAUCUUCAUACAUUUCUUUUUUUUUUAAAUGUAACCUUCCCAUUGUGGUUACCAGAGCAGUGCUUUUCUCUUUGAAAUGGUUUUGGUUGCGCUUACAAUUGCAGAUGUGGGGUAUCUCUCUGCUUUGAGGUUUGUUGUUCAUGAAUAAAAAGACACGGCGCAAACACUCCGACUGGUCUGAACUCCUUGU